This is a messenger RNA of Lolium rigidum, 1948 nucleotides long. RefSeq names its product proline-rich receptor-like protein kinase PERK9. The record is from RefSeq and is a predicted model, not a curated record. Gene Ontology annotation, molecular function: ATP binding; protein kinase activity. Lineage: Eukaryota; Viridiplantae; Streptophyta; Magnoliopsida; Poales; Poaceae. Gene Ontology annotation, biological process: protein phosphorylation.
ACUCCCUCCUCCAAAGCCCGCACCUUCCGCGCCGCCUCCAGCAAAUUCGCCUCUAAAGCCCGCACCUUCCACGCCGCCUAGAGACAGUUCGCCUCCGCCACCCGCACCACCACCAACCACGCCGCCGGCAGCUCCUCCCGCAAGAAACACGCCGCCGACCGCUCCUCCCCCAACAACCACGCCGCCGACCACUCCUUCACCAACAGCCGCACCGCACUCCCCGUCCCUUCCUCCUCCCGGACCUCCUGCCCACACUUCACCGCCGCCGGCCAGCCACAAGCCACUACCAUCUCCCGCCACGGCCGCCGACCCGGCCCCGCACGCUGCCGGCAACAGCGGCAGGAGCCCGAACAAGUCCUCUACCCAGUCGUCCCAUGCCCGAGCCUCCUCCACGCCCAGCAGCGGGCUCAGCGACAGCGUCGUCAUCGCCGUAGGCACAGUGCUUGCAUUCCUCGUCAUCACCCUAAUAGGCGCCGCCGUCUGGUACACCAAGAAGCGCCGUCGGAGGGAGAGGAACGAUUACCACGCCGGGUUCAUGUCACCCACCUCGCCGCCUUCUUAUGCAUCUUCCUCGCAGCGGCCGCUAGGCGCCUCGGCAAAUGCACUAUCAUCAUCGACCGACCCUUCCUUCCAUAAUACCAACCACAGCGCUGGGAGUCCCCGGCUCAAAGCGUGCGCAUCCGACAUCAGCAUGGGAAACUCCCGCUUCUUCACGUACCAGGAGAUGUACGAGAUCACCGAGGGCUUCUCGCCACAUAACUUGCUAGGGGAAGGAGGCUUCGGGUCGGUGUACAAGGGCCGCCUGCCUGAAGGGAAAGAUGUAGCUGUGAAGCAACUGAGAGAUGGGAGCGGGCAAGGGGAACGUGAGUUCCAGGCCGAGGUGGAGAUAAUCAGUCGUGUGCACCAUCGGCAUCUGGUUUCGCUCGUGGGGUAUUGCAUUGCCAAUAGCCAGAGGUUGCUUGUCUACGAUUUUGUGUGUAACGACACCCUACAUUAUCAUCUUCAUGGACAUGGAAGGCCGCUUUUAGAUUGGUCAGCUAGGGUGAAAAUUGCUGCUGGUGCUGCUCGCGGAAUAGCAUACCUACAUGAAGAUUGCCAUCCAAGGAUAAUCCACCGGGACAUCAAAUCCUCAAACAUUUUGUUAGAUAAUAACUUUGACGCACUGGUGGCUGAUUUUGGUCUUGCAAGAUUGGCCUUGGAUGCUGCAACACAUGUGACUACUCGUGUUAUGGGGACAUUUGGAUACAUGGCACCAGAGUAUGCAUCGAGUGGCAAAUUGACCGAGAAAUCUGAUGUUUUCUCUUUUGGUGUUGUUCUCUUAGAGCUUAUGACUGGUCGAAAGCCUGUUGAUGCCUCAAGACCAUUGGGUGAUGAGAGCCUUGUUGAGUGGGCUAGACCAUUGCUUAGCCGAGCUCUUGAGACAGGAAAUUUGGAAGAGUUGGUUGAUUCUAGGCUUGAGAAGAACUUCAAUGAGGUCGAAAUGUUCCGUAUGAUUGAAUCUGCAGCAGCCUGCAUUCGACACUCAUCAUCAAAGAGGCCCAGAAUGAGCCAGGUGGUGCGGGUUCUCGACAGCUUAGCGGAUAUCGAUUUAACGAAUGGUGUGCAGCCAGGGCAGAGCGAGCUCUUCAACGUAGCGAACACUGCGGACAUCAGGAUGUUCCAGCAGAUGGUGCAGGGCAAGCAGGAUGACAGCUCCGGAUUUAGCCAGUAUAGUUGGAUCAGCCGCAGUAGGGCCGACGCUGAGGCUGCAUCCUCUAAUUCCAGGAUCUUGUGAUCACCAUCACUAAUUCGGCCACUAAUUUGGCCACUAAUUCGGCCAGGUUGUAUUGACCGUGAAAAGCCUCGUAUAAUUCUUGUGUACUUAUGAUUGCUCUUGUGUACAUCAUAUGACUAGAUCCACUCGUUUCUUGAUUGACGAAUUCAGCUACCUGUUGUUAUCGUUGCCUAA